CCCACUCUUCCUUAACCUUCUAAACUAUACAUCACUUCCUUCAAACUUUCAAUUCACUCUCUCUCUUCUCUCUUUUGCAAAUGUCUCAAAUCACAAUAGAAUCUCCAAAGCACUGUGCCAACAAACAAGGACUGAAAAGAUUUGAGAGGAACUACAAGAAACUCUUCUUUGCAUUCUCAGCAUUCUUAACUACAAUUCUAGCACUGAUUCUCCUCAUUUAUCUCAUCCUUCACCCUUCAAAGCCUCAAUUCUCACUCAAAGAACUUGACAUCUACCAACUCAACCUCUCAGGUCCAAAUCUCAACACCACCAUCAACCUCACCCUCCUCUCCAAGAAUCCAAACCAGAAAGUUUCCAUCUACUACGACGAAAUCGUAGUUUAUGGAAGCUACAAGGGACAACAGAUAACUGGUGACACUUAUGUCCCUCCUUUCUACCAAGGCAAUGAAGAGAGUAAUCUCUUAACUGCUUCUUUGGUUGGAAAUGGUUUACCUGUGUCUCCUUCAAUUGGUUAUGAGUUUGGGCGUGAUCAAAGUUCUGGAAGACUUGUUUUGAACCUUAAGGCUAAUGGCAAGCUUCGUUGGAAGGUUGGAACAUGGGUCUCUGGCCAUUACAGGUUCAAUGUCAAUUGUGUUUCUUUCAUGGCUUUUGGACCCUCUCUGCCUUCUCCUUCUCCUCCUCUGGCUUCAAAGCAGGCUUCUCAGUGUUCUACCACACUUUAGACUUACCAUACCAUCCGUUUCAAAAUGAAAGAAUUAUUAUAGUUCUGAUUAAUUACAAUACAAUCAUAUAUAUCAUAGCGAGUUCUUCAAUCUUCAAA
Arachis duranensis is the source of this 820-nucleotide messenger RNA. RefSeq names its product NDR1/HIN1-like protein 26. The record is from RefSeq and is a predicted model, not a curated record. The transcript has a single exon. Lineage: Eukaryota; Viridiplantae; Streptophyta; Magnoliopsida; Fabales; Fabaceae. Gene Ontology annotation, biological process: defense response to other organism. The coding region runs from base 81 to 722 and encodes 213 amino acids.